AUUGCUUCGUUAUAAAGGGAGUAAAGCCAAGAUGCCAAACAAAGAGAGACGGCAGAAGAUUAAAGAAAAUUUGGAGGAGGCAGCGAAAGGGACAGUUUCUCUAUCAACAUGGAUAAAAAAAAAGGCAAAAAUGGCCAGAGAUGCAAGUUAAGGAGGGAAAGAGAGAAGAGGCUGAAGAGAACAGUCAGAGAUGCAAGUUGAGGAGGGAGAGAGAGCAGAGGCUGAAGAGAACAGUCAGAGAUGCAUGUUGAGGAGGGAGAGAGAGAAGAGAGAGAGAAGAGGCUGAAGAGAACAGUCAGAGAUGCAUGUUGAGGAGGGAGAGAGAGAAGAGGCUGAAUGUGAUCUGGGACAAGAAGUUGAAAAGAAAGCACCAGAUACAGACUUUGAUGAAGAAAACGACACAGUAUGUUUGUUUUUUAAAACAUAAACAUCCAACAGAUCCAGGUUUAGUACAGAAAUAUGACAUCAAGUCCAAUCAAGGGUAUAUCCAGUUUGCCAUCAAAAAAGGACAAUGCUGACCUGAUAUCAAAUUCCCUAAAGAUGAAAGGGGGCGCUCUUUCCAAAAGCAGUGGUACAGUGACUGUGCCUGGCUUGAAUACUCACCUGAAAUUGACAGAAUGCACUGUUUUAGUUGUCAAUUAUUUAUGAGCCAUGAAGACAGGUUCAAAAAUCACAGUGGAUGGAUGACAGCUGGUGUUAAAAACUGGAAGAAUGCAAAACAAAAGAUCAAAGAGCACAAUAGUAGUGAGUCUCAUAUGCUGAGUAUGAUAAAAUGGCAUGCACUCAAGAGAAAUGCUUUAAUCGUGACAUUUGAAAGAGCAGACCAAGAAUUGCUUGCUGCCAGAGAACAGGGAAGACAGAGGAACAGGUCACUGUUGUGUCAUGUAAUUGAUGUAACACUGUUCCUGGCAAGACAAGGAAUUGCCUUCCAUGGUGACGACGAAAGUUCUAAUAGUUUAAGUAAGGGAAACUUUUUGGAGCUAGUUGAACUCCUAGGGAAGUAUGACAGCACAUUACAACUCCAUCUUGAGUCAGUCAAAGAACAAAAGAGAUCAAAGAUAUGACCACAGGUGUCUCUCCUUUCAAAUCGAAUGCAGAAUGACAUUAUAACAGCCCUUGCUUUGUACAUUCGAAAAGUCAUACGCAGUGAAAUCCAAGAUGCAUCCAUUUUUUCAAUAUUACUUGAUGGAACCACUGACAUCUCCCAUACAAAGCAAGCAUCAUUUGCCAUAAGAUUUGUGCAUCAGAUGGAAAUAAAAGAGCACUUCAUUGGCUUGUGCCAUGUAGAUUCCACAACAGGAGAAGAGCUUGAGAAAAUGAUCAUGAGAGUUCUCAGUGAGAAUGACCUCAAAAUGGAAAACAUAUAUGGCCAAGGAUAUGACGGGGCUGCUAAUAUGAGUGGUCACUACAAAGGACUUCAGUCGCAAUUUCAACAACAAAAUGAAAAAGCACUGUAUGUCCACUGCCAGGCACACUGCUUAAAUUUAGUGCUUGUGGAAUCUGCAUUGUCAAGCAUUCUUUUGGCAACCUUUUUUGCUUUGGUGAAAAAGCUUUAUGCUUUCAUUGCAAACUCCUCAAAGCAGCAUGCUUCUUUUGUGAAGACCCAGAAAGAAAUGUAUCCAAAUCAGCAUCCAGUGGAACUACAAAGGCUCCCUGACAUUCGGUGGGCAUGUAGGGAGAAAGCCAUGAAGACCUUAAAGAAGGCCCUGCCAGCGGUUGUGAAAUUCCUGACCACACUAAUAAAACAAGAUCCACCUGAUGCAGUCGUUGGAGAAGCAAAGAUACUGCUGCAUUCAAUAAACUUUGAAUUCAUGCUUUGCUUGGAAAUGACAACAGCUGUCUUCCUUGAAACUGCAUGUGCCUCCAGUGCCCUUCAAAAGGAAGACUUGGAUUUGGGAGCUGCAUAUGACAUAGUGAGUGGCAUUGUCACUCGACUAAGAGACCUAAGGACUGAGGAGGAGUUCAAGAGCAUCUAUGAAAGAGCCACUAGCCACGCUGAGGCAGCAAGUAUUGAUGUUCCUGAUGUCAUUCCUGGUCAUGGACGACGAAGAAAAAUACCUGCAAAGCUGAUGCACUGCUCAACAUCAACAACUGAAGAUCAUGAGUCACACACACUUGAAUAAUUUUACAGGGUUACACUCGUCUACACAUUUCUGGAUGUCUGUUUGCAAGAGCUCCAGAAGCGGUUUGAAGGGAAAGAGAACCCAAAAAUGCAGAUAAAGACUAACAAGGUCAUAAAGUCACUCCAUACACUGACAGAUGCAUCUAAAUGGAUGGGUGUAUUGGAUGAUGAGGCCAAGGAAUCUGCUUAUAUCCUCUGCAGGUUUUAUGGAGUUAAAGGCUGUCUGAUUUACUGCUACUUGGCAUAGUGAGGGACAUCCCUGUGACAAAGAGGAAGUUAUCAACAUCUUUGAACACAUGAUUCCCAACAGAAGGUUAAAAAUGUAAGACCAAAAAGCCAGUUUGCAGUUCACAGUGGCGGUGUUACAGUGAAAAUCAUCUUUAUCCUUGAUUAUUUUCUCUGCAUUUAUAUGUUCCUUCACUGUGCUUAAUCUUUUUUUUUUUUGUUUUUUUUGUUUUUUUUUACAUUUGAGCCCCUACCCCUGAGGAACUCUCUGCAUGUCCCUGCUAGUUGGUUAAAAAAAAUAAAUGAAUUUAUCCAUUAAUUUAUUCAUCACUUCAUAUCAUGUGUGAUGUGUGUAACUUAUAGCCUAAACAUCCUUAAAAAUAAAUACAUAAAUCUGAGAACCAAACUGCAGAGUAUUAAGUUUAGCCUAGGCUAUCUUCCAUAUUGACAAGAUUUAUGACAAAAUACACAAGUUUUAAUAUGUAAUGCAUCUUUGCUUCUCAUGUUAAUUUAUAUUUUUUAAGAUUUAUAUGUACUGAAAUUUUUUUUCCACGUACACCACACGUACACUUCAGUUACAGUAGUAGAAGAUUAUUUAUUGAAUUGUUCAUCUAGUUGUUUAAUCUAAUGUCCAUGUAACUUGCAUUGCCUUUUUCAUUUCUUUGUUAAAUUUGCAGAAGAUAGUGGUGGAAGAAUUUCACCUAUUUUUUCAAGAAGUUUACCAAAAAUCAGUUUUUACAGUUACAAUAUAUUAA
Molecule: messenger RNA, 3102 nt
Organism: Myxocyprinus asiaticus (Chinese sucker)
Lineage: Eukaryota; Metazoa; Chordata; Actinopteri; Cypriniformes; Catostomidae
Product: zinc finger MYM-type protein 1-like
Exons: 2
Coding region: 1092-2123 (343 amino acids)
Source: RefSeq, a predicted model, not a curated record